Molecule: messenger RNA, 975 nt
Organism: Opisthorchis viverrini
Lineage: Eukaryota; Metazoa; Platyhelminthes; Trematoda; Opisthorchiida; Opisthorchiidae
Exons: 1
Coding region: 1-975 (324 amino acids)
Source: RefSeq, a predicted model, not a curated record
AUGGAGUCAAAACGUAGCACAGUGGAGAUUAGGAGUGCCGAUGAGGAGAGAUUCCGUGCACGGGUGGGAAGCUUGCCAGAAGCAAUAAGGUCGAAUAAUCUGGUGGAUAAGAAGACCAAACAGAACAUAGAAUAUCAGUGUUUCAUUAUUCAAAAGAAGCAAUAUCGGGUUGCAAAACAGUCCGAACUCACUGAUGACCGGAUAAACGAACUACUGGAUAAAUAUUACACUACGAAGCCUCAUUUAUGUCAGUUGUUCUGUCUGGAAGAUCACAUGCGCUUUUCUCGCCUUUUGGCGUUUGACAACACGACAUUUCGUCUCACUCUGAAGUAUUCAUCUAUCAAAUGUUGGACUCUGAGUUCUCGCUAUGUGGAUGCAAUCUGCCUGCUUGUGAAAGAGCCAAAAUCCGACAAACAAACGUUUGAAAUUUACCAGUGUACAAGCCAGCAAGAUGCGGAAAAUAUAAGUUAUCUCUUGAGCAGAGUAAAACAAGAACCAAACUGUAUGUUCGGCAAAUUGCGAAGCCCAUUUUCAGCCCCUUCCGCAUUGAAGACGUUUUUUGGUCCAGAUUCAAGUUUGUCGGAAAUGCGGAUGCAUAUGGUUGAUGAUGCUCAACAGACGGACUUACAGCCAGAGCAGCCGAAGUAUGGACCAUUCAAGGCACGAUAUUCUUACGAUGCGCGGUAUUAUAAAUCUGACUUGGAAGCCACGCAAAGCACAUCUACUGAGCCGUUGAUGGUUAGACGGAGAAAGACACUCCCGUAUCUGGAAGGUGUUCAGUCACCAAUAGCCCAUUAUAGGUUCAGUUCAGUUCCGAAACCUUCCACUCCCGAAGAUAACUGGACUGACAACGUUACGUUUUUGCAAUGUGAUCCAAAGCGCGGCCCACGCUUAUCAGCAACUGGGCCAAUAUACAUGUUUGCAGUGAGAAUCAAGGAAGAUCCGUGUACACGCACAAGCCUCACACUGACCUGA